Messenger RNA from Diachasma alloeum, 1438 nucleotides. Its product is annotated as palmitoyltransferase ZDHHC22-like. Lineage: Eukaryota; Metazoa; Arthropoda; Insecta; Hymenoptera; Braconidae. The transcript is spliced from 3 exons. Gene Ontology annotation, molecular function: palmitoyltransferase activity. The record is from RefSeq and is a predicted model, not a curated record.
CUUUAUAUAUAAGGACUUACAAAUAGCUUCGAGACAAACGUGUCCAAUGUUUCAUUAUUCAUUGAAACUUCAAUUUUGAAUGAAAGAAUCGAGAAAUGAGAAAUUUAUGUAUGUGCAGCCUAUAUUAGUUUACGAGUGGUAUUCCCACCAACAAUUUAAAUGCUAGGAAUGGAUGAUAUAUCUUCGAUUUUAAGAUACACAUCAGAAUGUCUCGCAGUUGGAUAAAAAAAUCUCUUAAUUCGAAUCGCAUUAUCGAUGAAAAUGCGAAUUAAGGACUUCAAUUAAACGGAAAAAAAACAAAAGAAUAUUCUAUGGAAUUUACAAUGCAAUGGAAGAAAAUGGAGAAACUUGAACAUGGAAAAUUUUACGAAAUAGCCUCAAAACUCUGUCCACUGUUGGCUUUAGUAUUCAGCCUCCUGGUGACAAUAAUGACGCUAUACCUCAACGAGAGUCUCUCCCUCCUCUUCAUAUUCAUCUCGAUCCAAGUCUACCUCAACUGGUACUCGAUCUGCACAAUAAGCAAUAACGCCACAACAAUGCGAGAUAAUUACACAAAAAAUGGGAGAAUCUCGAGCGUAGCUAUUAGGAUAACUGGAGAGGAAGACUCAGCACCUAAGUUGAAAUACCGGUACUGCGAGAAGUGCACCUAUUAUACUUACCGACCAGCCCAACACUGCAGAGCAUGCAAAAAGUGUUUUCAUUUUCGAGAUCAUCACUGUUUCUUCAUUGGUGGUUGUAUUAUUCAAUUGAACAUGGGAAACUUUAUUCUGAUAUGCUUCCAUACAUCGUUAGCCUGCUUUUACUCCUCCACGGUCGUCGGUCCUUGCAUUUAUGAGAGCCUGAGUGAAGUUAUCGGAGAAAACUCUACGGCUUUCAACGUUUUUCUGAACUUCUGUUUUCCUGUCGCUCUUGCUAGCUUCUUAAUCACUGGCCAGGGAACGUGCUUGUUAUUCGCUAUCCUCUUUGAUGCCUUAAUUUCGAUUUCCAUCGCAUGUUUCUUGUACGGAAGUUGGAAGUUGUUCUGUUGCUUGAGUGGGAAAUAGAGGUAUUACCCUCACAUCACUAGGAAACAGGAAUUGAGAGAGAUUUUUGGAAGCUAUGGUGGUUGGAACCUCAUUUUAAAUUGACUAUAAUGGGCUUCUGGGACCACAACAUUAAGAUGAAAAGUAAGGAGAUUUGGGAAUUUUAAUGGGAGUCUAAAAAAUGAAUCAAUUUAGCACAAUUCAUGAAAAGAACAUUUAAAAAAAUUAAUCAAAUUUAAUUGUCCAUCUCCAGGAUUCCACUACUGAACGAAUAGAAUUAUUCAUAGAGUUGAGUCUGAUGUAUUUAUUUGAUGUGUUGUAUAUCAUUUAUGUUCAAUACAAACUGUGAUGAGUUUUCGUUCAUUCUUGUCAAUCCUUAAAAAAAACAAAAACAAAUGUUUUUGCAAAAAAACUGC